Heterobasidion irregulare TC 32-1 is the source of this 1931-nucleotide messenger RNA. Its product is annotated as Nucleobase cation symporter. Gene Ontology annotation, cellular component: plasma membrane; fungal-type vacuole membrane. The transcript is spliced from 9 exons. The record is from RefSeq and is a predicted model, not a curated record. Gene Ontology annotation, molecular function: transmembrane transporter activity. Gene Ontology annotation, biological process: transmembrane transport. Lineage: Eukaryota; Fungi; Basidiomycota; Agaricomycetes; Russulales; Bondarzewiaceae. Bases 1 to 1587 code for a protein of 528 amino acids.
AUGGCCUCCUCAUCCUACGACGACGACAAAGAAAAGGGCCAUGUCGCGGUCGUUGCGCCUGACGCGUCGGACACGACCGCCCGUGGAUUGGAAGAAGAACGCCGAUAUGGGCGCAUCGGGCCCUUCCUCGCAAAAGUCUUCAACAGCGGCGUUGAAUCUCGUGGUGUUGAGCGUGUGCCAGAGGACCAGCGAGAGGAUAAACACGCGUGGAAUAACUUGUUGAUGUGGUGGUCCGUAAACAUGGUCCUCACCACCAUUCCCAUCGGCGUCCUCGCACAAGAAUUCUACACACUCACGCUCCCGCACGCGAUCGCAACUAUUAUGUGCUUUGGCGCGCUAGGGGCUGUGGCCACGGCGUUCAUCGCGACGCUGGGCCCGCAGACAGGCUUGCGAACGAUGAUCAUCUCCCGCUUCAGCUCGGGCUACGUCGGCGGAAUCAUCUACUCUGUACUCAACAUCCUCACGCAACUUGGCUUUUCGACUACAGCUGUCAUCCUUGGCGGCCAGACGCUCGCGUCCAUCAACCCGGGCACGCUCCCGCUCGUCGUCGGCAUCAUCAUCGUUGGCGUAUGCAGCCUGAUCCCGUGCUUCGUCGGGUAUGACAUGGUGCACCGCUACGAGCGCUACGCGUGGGGCGUGAUCUUCAUCGUCAUGCUCUGCCUGUGGGGCCUCGCCGGGCACGCGGGGUUCGAUAUCAGCGCACAGCGUGCGCUCGAGGACAAAGGGAAAAGCCUCUCGGCAGACGUGCUGAGCUUCGGCGGGAUCGUGUUUGGAUCAUUCAGCGGGUGGGCCCCCGUGGCGGCGGACUACAACUGCAGGCUCCCUGCGGACACCUCGUCCACGAGGAUCUUCAUACUUACGUUCUUUGGGCUGUUCCUGCCGAUAUGCUUCUCUGAGAUCCUCGGCGCGGCGCUCAUGACGCUCCGCGAUCCCGCGUACGCGGCCGCGUUCGAUGAUGGCGAGACGGGCGGGCUCCUGGCGCGUGUGCUGCAGCCGUGGGGCGGGGGCGGCAAGUUCCUGCUCGUGGUGCUAGCGCUAUCUGUUGUCGCAAACAACAUCCCAAACACCUACUCCGCCGGGCUCUCCAUCCAAGCGCUCGGCCGCCCCUUCGCGCGCGUCCCACGCUUCGCGUGGACGUUCCUCGUUUUCGUCGCUUACACCGUCGCGGGCGUCGCGGGGCGCGAGCACUUCGCCACCAUCCUCUCGAACUUCCUCGCCAUCCUCAGCUACUGGACCGCGUUCUUCGUUGUCAUCGUCGCGGAGGAGCACCUCAUCUUCCGGCGCGGGCUAGGGCUCCUCGGGCGGAUGACGCGCGGGGACAAGUGGGCUGAGCAUGAGGGCGGGUAUAAUUUGGAUGAUUGGGAUUCGCCGGGGAAGCUACCGCUGGGCGUCGCGGGGAUCCUGGCGGGGUGCUUCGGCGUCGCGGGCGCGGUCGUCGGCAUGGCAGAGGUAUGGUACAUUGGUCCCCUCGGCGCCAAAGCGGGGACCGGAUUCGGCGCGGACCUGGGGUUCGAGCUCGCGGCGGGGUUCGCAGGCGUGACGUACGUGCCACUGCGCUGGCUGGAAAUACGGCUUACGGGGAGGUAGUGCUGCAUCAGGUAAGGAGGUCGUCGGGCGUGGCACCUCGCUGGUGUGAUGUAGUUGCUAGUGUAUGAUCGCCGUCUGUAGGUCAAACCAAAGAAGCUGAGGCAAAUGUCAGGGAUGAGUCGACGAUACUUUCAAGAGGUUGUUGCUGCCGUUUACUUUCAAGACAAGGCUGCAGAGCGAGAAGGCAAUAACAUAAUUUAUUCGCCAGCGUGUCCUUUUCUGUCUUGAUAUAUAGUGUAUCUUAGUAUGAAUCAGUUCACUAGUUUCACUACUCGAUAUGUCCUUGUGCCAGGAGUAAAUAAGAAACGAAAUCCAAUAUUUAUGUACGCCGUUCAUUAUAGUCC